Molecule: messenger RNA, 1131 nt
Organism: Rattus rattus (black rat)
Lineage: Eukaryota; Metazoa; Chordata; Mammalia; Rodentia; Muridae
Gene: Opn5
Product: opsin 5
Exons: 7
Coding region: 1-1131 (376 amino acids)
Biological process (GO): visual perception; G protein-coupled receptor signaling pathway
Cellular component (GO): membrane
Molecular function (GO): G protein-coupled receptor activity
Source: RefSeq, a predicted model, not a curated record
AUGGCCUUGAACCACACUGCCCUGCCUCAGGAUGAGCGCCUGCCCCACUAUCUUCGAGACGAGGACCCCUUUGCUUCCAAACUUUCCUGGGAAGCGGAUUUAGUGGCUGGCUUUUACCUAACAAUAAUCGGGAUUCUCUCCACAUUUGGAAAUGGGUAUGUCCUUUAUAUGUCUUCUAGACGCAGAAAGCUGAGACCUGCGGAAAUAAUGACUAUUAAUUUAGCAGUCUGUGAUCUGGGGAUUUCAGUUGUAGGCAAGCCAUUCACCAUCAUCUCUUGCUUCUGCCACCGCUGGGUGUUUGGCUGGUUUGGCUGCCGCUGGUAUGGAUGGGCUGGAUUUUUCUUUGGCUGUGGAAGCCUGAUUACCAUGACUGCUGUCAGCCUGGACCGCUAUCUGAAGAUCUGUUAUCUGUCUUAUGGGGUCUGGCUGAAGAGAAAGCAUGCCUACAUCUGCCUGGCAGUCAUCUGGGCUUAUGCUUCCUUCUGGACCACCAUGCCCUUGGUGGGCCUGGGGGACUAUGCACCUGAGCCCUUCGGAACCUCGUGCACCUUGGACUGGUGGCUGGCCCAGGCUUCGGGUGGGGGUCAGGUAUUCAUCCUGAGCAUCCUCUUCUUCUGCCUCCUGCUGCCAACGGCUGUGAUUGUUUUCUCGUACUCGAAGAUCAUUGCCAAGGUGAAAUCUUCUUCUAAAGAGGUAGCACAUUUCGACAGUCGGAUUCAUAGCAGCCAUGUGCUCGAGGUGAAGCUGACCAAGGUGGCGAUGCUGAUUUGUGCUGGUUUCCUCAUUGCCUGGAUUCCUUACGCGGUAGUCUCCGUGUGGUCAGCUUUUGGAAGGCCAGACUCCAUCCCUAUACAGCUCUCCGUGGUGCCCACGCUCCUUGCAAAAUCUGCAGCGAUGUACAACCCAAUCAUCUACCAGGUCAUUGAUUACAGAUUUGCCUGUUGCCAGACUGGUGGUUUGAGAGCAACAAAGAAGAAGUCUUUGGAAGACUUUAGGCUGCACACUGUAACCGCAGUCAGGAAGUCUUCUGCUGUGGUGGAGAUCCAUCAAGAGAGCAGUUCCAGAUUUACUAGUGCCCAUGUUAUGGAUGGAGAGAGUCACCGUAAUGACGGUGACUGUGGCAAGAAAUAA